GAGAGAGAGAUGGAGGGAGAGAGAGAGAGAGAGGGAGAGAGAGAGCGAGCUGAGCAUCCGCUAUCAUGCAGUGUCAUUGACGAAAGCACCACAUUGAAUGAAGAGAACGGCACAGUCAACAUGUCCUGUCUCCACAUCAGAGGGGUUUUUCUCACUCUCUGUUUGGCUCCAACUGCUUUAUCAAGCCUUCACCCUGAAUGUGAGUACAUAUUUCAGCUGGAGAAAGAGGAGCUUCACUGCCUUCAGUAUAUUGCAGCGCAGGAUAACAGAAGCCAGGAAGGUUGUCGGCCAUUCUGGGAUGCUGUCGUCUGCUGGCCUCAUGCAGUUAUUGGAGAUACAGUCCACCGAGGGUGUCCUGCAGUCUUCUCCCUCUUUAGGAACAACACAGGUUCAGUGAGCCGUAACUGCACCAGUGGAGGUUGGUCCAUGCCCUUCCCACCGUACCACAUCGCCUGCAGUGUGGAUGAUGACAUUCCUGAGACAGAAGAAUCGUACUUUGCCACUGUGAAGCUGAUUUACACUAUCGGCUACAGCAUUUCAUUAGUGGUGCUGGCUGUUGCUGUGUUAAUCCUGCUGCUCUUGAGGAGGCUGCGUUGUGCCCGGAACUUCAUUCACAUCCAGCUUUUCAUUACAUUUAUCUUGAAAUCUGUGUCGGUGUUCAUAAAAGAUGCUUCUCUGUUCUCAAGUGAUGACACCAACCACUGCACCCUCUCCACUUUCACCUGUAAGGCCUCUGUGGUCUUCUGUCACUACUGUGUAAUGGCAAAUUUUUUCUGGCUCCUGGUGGAGGCACUUUAUCUGAAUUCCCUACUGCUUUCCUCCUUCUAUCACAGCCGUCGGUGUCUGUGGUGCUUCAGUUUGCUGGGAUGGGGUGUACCCGUGCUCUUCAUCAUCCUGUGGAUUGGAACAAGGCUGUACUUUGAGGACACAGAAUGUUGGGACAUCAAUGAGGACUCACCCUACUGGUGGAUCAUAAAGGGACCGAUUGUUGUGUCUAUAGCGGUCAAUUUUAUGCUCUUCAUGAACAUAAUCAGAAUCCUGAUACAGAAGCUCAAUCCUCGACUCAUCCAGUUCAAUAACUCUUCUCAGUACAGACGCCUGACCAAGUCCACCCUCCUCCUCAUCCCUUUGUUUGGUACUCACUACAUGUUCUUCAAUUUUCUGCCCGACUACGCCAGUGUUAACCUGCGGCUCUGUGUUGAGCUCUGCCUGGGAUCCUUCCAGGGGCUCCUCGUUGCAAUUCUCUAUUGCUUCCUCAAUCAAGAGGUCCAGAAAGAGGUCCACAUGCAAUGGCUGAGGUGGCAGGAGAAGAGCUAUGGGGUGGUGUCACCUGCUGCAAAGGGCAGCCAGAUGGACACGCCGUUCUAGAGUGUUUGAAUACGCCUUUAUUCAGCUGUACUUUCACUGACCAUCGCUUCUCUGUAUGUCAUUGUCUCCACUGGGCUGUACAGUUACCAGUGGCUGUCAGCCGUGCACCAUGAAUCCUGAGAGUGCUUUACUGCCCACAAUAGAGGUGGACCUUCUGGUGGAGAAUGGUUUUAAAAUCCCACAGUAUGUCAACCACAAGACAACAUGGACAGAUGUUUAGAUUUCCUUGGAGGUGAUUAAGUGGCCAAGUUAAAGGACUACAGUAUUUGGUAUUUUAUUUAUCUUAUUUGACCUUUAUUUGGCCAGGUAAGACAAUUGAGAACCAAUUCUCAUUUACAAAGACAACCUGGCCAAGAGGCAGCACAGAAACAGGGCAGAUGAACAUCAAAAAUACGUGAGAAGGGAUAAAUGUUAAAUGUCGCACAAACAAACAUCCCCAGAAAACUGGGGAUGAGUAAGUUAAUCAAGCUGAGUGAAUGAGUGAAGAUAAGAUGGAGUUUUACCAAUUAGGGUUUUAUAAAUUAAUAGAAACCAAUGUGUUUGCGAGAGUGAAGAGAGGGCCAAUGAACAGGGAAUAUAAACUGCAGCGGCGUGGUGCAUGACAUCCAGAAUGAUUUAGGAGCAGAUCUGUAAAUGACCUCUCUGUAAGCUAUGAGUGGGAGGACUGUCAUUUUAAGCAGAAGCUGUUUAGCAGAGUGUGUUAAUGAGGAUUUGUUACGAUAAAGGAAACAAUGUGACUUUAGAGAGCCGAGUAUUGAUGUGCGUUUCAAACGAAAGUGAGCAGUCGAGCCACAAAUACCAUGAUGCUUGUAACAGUUGACAAACUGAAUCUCGGAACCAUCCAGAGAGAACAUUUUGUUCGGGCACUCAGCUUGUAGUAGAUUUCUGUUAAAGAUCAUGCCUUUUGUUUUGCUAGUGUUCAGUGUUAAAUGAAGAUUGGAAAAGGCACGUUGAAUGUAGUUAUUUAAGCUGUGGACAGGGCAGUGCAUAAGAUUAGCCCUAAGGAUAGUAAGUGACUGGACUCAUUGGAUAUCGAUUUUUACAUUGGAUUAUAACCAACACAAAUACACAUUAAGACUCAGGCGAUAACACAAAUUAAGUGAUUAUUAAUGACUUUUAUAAUUUCUUAUCUUGGAAUGUGGGAAGCAUCGACUGAUUUUAAUUCCUUGUGCAGCGCAUGUAGAGAUGAACUGGAUGUGUAUUUAUACUGUCUUGUAGUUUUUACACUCUUUUUGCAGCUUAUAUUUAUCAUUAACUCAGCCAAGGAGCAUAGUGUUUUUGUCCAUGUUUGUCUGUGAGCAGCAAAACUCUAAAAAAAAAAAGCAAACAACACAUUUUCAUGAAAUGGUAAUCCACAUAAUGAAACUGAGCAGCACUGAGUCUGUCUCAGAUUAAACAUAAACGAUAUCAUGCUUUAACCAAAAGAUCUUUUUAAAUCCUAAAAAUAAACACUAAUACGUGUUCUAUAGCUUAUAACAACAGGCGAAGAUUGUGGGUUUUAGCCUAACAUUCAUUGUUCAGUGCUUUAAACAACUACACAUUUAUAUAUAAAAAAAUGCUUAUAACUACAUCAUUUGUGUGAGAUAAUCGGUUGAGUUUUCAUGUGUUGUUGUGAAAUGAACUACGUCGUCAUGAAUAACUUUCUGUACCAUGCACUGCCAUCCUGUUGCAGUUUUGUUUGUGACAUGUAAAUGCAACAUUUUGCCUUGAACUGAAUGUAUAAGUUGCUUCUAGACUGUUGGUUUUCAGGUCUCUUGUUCUCUGGUUGAGUGCUGCUGCUUUCGUUGUGCCUUGUGUAACUGCCCCCACCAUAUGGAAGAUGAAUUCAGUUGGCAGCCUGUCCACAUGACAGUCUCUGUGGUCAACGGAGAUGCAGAUACCGUGAUGCUGGAAUAAUAUUUAUCCAUAAAGUAGUUUUAAAAAAAAUAUUCAAAAUGAGUCGUUUU
Messenger RNA from Solea senegalensis (Senegalese sole), 3314 nucleotides. It is a transcript of the gene ghrhrl, whose product is annotated as growth hormone releasing hormone receptor, like. Bases 10 to 1368 code for a protein of 452 amino acids. The record is from RefSeq and is a predicted model, not a curated record. Gene Ontology annotation, biological process: adenylate cyclase-activating G protein-coupled receptor signaling pathway; positive regulation of cell population proliferation; cell surface receptor signaling pathway. Lineage: Eukaryota; Metazoa; Chordata; Actinopteri; Pleuronectiformes; Soleidae. Gene Ontology annotation, molecular function: peptide hormone binding; growth factor binding; growth hormone-releasing hormone receptor activity. The transcript has 13 exons. Gene Ontology annotation, cellular component: plasma membrane.